This is a messenger RNA of Chiloscyllium plagiosum (whitespotted bambooshark), 1452 nucleotides long. The record is from RefSeq and is a predicted model, not a curated record. Lineage: Eukaryota; Metazoa; Chordata; Chondrichthyes; Orectolobiformes; Hemiscylliidae.
ACUAGUGAUAACUUGUAUCUUUUAAAUUCAAAGACAGUCACUUUUGCCAAACAUUUAAAACAAAGUGAUUGGUCGGAUAUCCUCAGGUUUCCAAAAAAUGCCACCAAAACCAUUGGUGCAGUUUCAUUUGGCUCUCGUCCUCCUGAAAUUGGAGUUCUGAUUGAAGUCAAGGAUUAUUUUAACCAAAAGAAAUUAUUUUUAACCAUCUAUAAUGAAGAGACCAAUACAUGGGUGCUUUCAACCAUUUUUUUAUACACUGAUUCAGAGUCUUUGCCUGUUAGACCUCUCUGUAUGCAAUUUAUUGAAUCAGCUUUGCCAGCGGUAUUCAUCUGGAGCAAUACAACUGUAUUCUACAGCUUGAGAAACAAUAGCAAGAAUGGAAAGCUGCAGAUUAAUGGAGACAAAAAUCUUUCCAAUGCUGUGGAAGGAAGCACUAUCCAUCAAAUUAUUUUUGAUCAUAAAUUGCAUAUUGUCAUCAAGAUGGUCAACAAUUUAAUACUUUUUGGUACAGUUGGCAUAAACACACUGGUGAGAUUACACGUAUGGGAACGACAUGAUUCAAAUAUAAUCCUUUACUCCAACCUCCUAAGUCAGAUUUUUGUGAUUAAAUUAGUCAAUUCUGUAAUCCAAGAAUAUGAAUAUCCUCUGGAGACUGAAAUUUAUAGUACUUUAUCAAUGCAAAGCAAGCCAAAAUGUCCAUUCCAGCAAUUCAAGCACAACUUGGAGUACCCAAUAUACUAUCUAGAUAUGGGAGAAUCGCUGCAUUUUUGGGCUGAAAUUAUAUACAAGCAGGAAAGCGGAUUACAAAUAGAGAUAAUAGAUCACAAUAAGAAUCUGCUUAAUUGGAUGACUAACUAUAGCUAUCAAAUAACUGCACAUUUUUAUACAAGAACCAAGCUUGUGUUUUACAACAGAAAAAGAUUCGGUUGUCCCAUUAGGGUUUAUUACAAAACUCCUUUCAAGCCAAUUUUAGAAUUGUAUCUGGGUGAAAAAUUCAUCAGUAAUGUAUCUGCUAAUUACAUUCUUUGGGAGGAAGAGGAGAGGACUGACUUUUACUAUAAUACAACUAUGCUACAGGUUGGUUGUCAGCAGGAAGCACAGACCUGGGAAAAUAUGCUUGCUACUCACAAAACUCAACGAAAAAGAAAAGAUGUCUGGGGUCCUUGGAAUUACAGGUCUUGCUUUGAAGCUCAUGGAUCGGUUAAAAGCAUGGAUAGACCAUACGAAAUCCUGAACUCAACAGGCUCAAUGUACCUGACGUGGCCAAAUGAUCAUACUGGAGUUUAUCUCUUCACUGUGAAAAUAGUGGACCCCAAUUUCAGUUUCUGUGAAUUGACAGCUGAAUUUGCCAUAGAAACCUAUGGGGUCAUAAUCAGGUAUAGUGUUUGCAAAAAAGUAACUUUCCAGACUGGACAGUAUGCAUCUGUAUCAGCACUAAAUAGCAUGAAAUAG